AUGGCUGAUCUCCGGGUGCGGGUCACAGUAGUAUCCCUUGCAAAGCUCUCCGCCGCAGUUAUUCUCGCUAGUACAUUUGCGUCCGGACGGACCCUCGUUCCAGUUGAUGUUCUGUCCGGGCCCACUAUUGUCCCCAGGGAUAAGGGGGCAACUAUCACUACCACCGCCGGAUUGCCGGCGCCCAAGUUGUCUUCGAGCUGUCGGGGGGUUGGUUUUUUGGGUGGGGAAGCAGGGCUUCACGUCCUCUCCCGGGUUGGGGGCUUCGUUCUCGAGAUUGUCCUUGAUGGUCGGGCACACCUUGGCCCAGUCUUCCGUCGACCCGUGCUCGCGGAGACAGCUGUGCUCGCCAACCUGACCGUUCCAGAUGACCGGCCGUCGGGCGGGAGCAAGGACUGGGCUGUUGUGUACCACGAAGCGGCGCGCAAAGAGCUGGAUGAGCUUCUUCACGUUGCUGGGCUUGUCCAACUGGGACUGCCAAGGAGAGGGCACCGAGCGGAAGUAAUUGGCCAGGGCAGCGACUUGAGGGGAGGCUGCAGGAGACCCAUGUUAUCCCUCAUGGGGGAGGCAGAGCCCGGGGCCGCGGGGCAGUUGAUCCCCCCCCCCCCGGGGGGCAAACGUCGUGAUAAAGCCGGCGUAGUUGGAAUCGUCCCACUUCCUGCCUUUUAUUUCGGAUGCUGCAACCACGAUCAUAUUGGGAAGGCCACCAAACUGAUCGUUAGGGUCCGCGAACUUGGGGGGAUAUCUUUGUAUAGGGACGCCUUCCGGCCCCCUCGCGUGGUUGCCGGCCGCCGCGACGAUGACGACGUUUUGCUGCUCCAGCUUCUGCAAGAGGGCUCCUAA
Messenger RNA from Penicillium mononematosum, 840 nucleotides. RefSeq lists its product as uncharacterized. NCBI's taxonomy places the organism in Eukaryota, Fungi, Ascomycota, Eurotiomycetes, Eurotiales, Aspergillaceae. Bases 1 to 840 code for a protein of 279 amino acids. The record is from RefSeq and is a predicted model, not a curated record. The transcript has 2 exons.